AAUUAAUGCCUCGGCAUAAGCAAAAUCUCAAUCCCUUUCAUUUUCGGAAAAAGUAAAACCCUUAGCAGUAUCAGCAAAGCCUCUUGAGCAACCAUGGCCACCGCGCUACUCACGAGAUUCCUCAGCCGCACAACCCCCAGGACCACCACCCGUUUGAUCUUCUCCUCGUCUCCCUCCUCCUUCCCCCAGAACUCGGAUGAAGACCCAGCAAAGAUAAUUGCAAUCCGAGACUACAAUGAGGAGCAACCAAGAAGGAUCCAUCAAAUAGCCCAUCCACUCCAAACUGGAGGUCCAGAAGAGGCCAUCAUAAACCUUGUAAGCCCGAUCGGUUGGUACCUUAGGCUGUGCAUGCCGGGGGUUGCAGAAGAUGGCUUCAAGGCUUGGGUGGAUAAGGAUAGCAACACCCUUUUCUACAAAGGGUAUGGCGAGAUUGAGGAUGAUUCUGAGACUUCUGGCAGGAAUUACGGGGGCAACAUAGAAUUUGAACCCAGUCUUUUCAAGGUUGAGGAGAUUCAGCCCAAGAUGAGGCAUGGGAUAUUGAGGAUUCUCGUGCUAGGUCAGCAUCAACCUGGAUCUAAAUAUUACCGGGGUUAAACCCAGUUGGAUUGUGCCUUCUGCUCUUCGAUUCCAGCUAUGUUUAGCUACUUUUGUGAUGAUUACUGGGGUCAUCUUUUGGAUAUUAGUGUAAAAUUGAUGAUGGAUCAUGAUGAUGGCUUGGUCUAUCAAUUCUUGUCUAGAGUACUUGACAUAUGAGGAGUAAGUAUCAUGUAGUCUUGAUGAUGGUGUAUCAGACAAAACAACAAGAGGCAUUAAG
Messenger RNA from Coffea eugenioides, 814 nucleotides. RefSeq lists its product as uncharacterized. The transcript has a single exon. NCBI's taxonomy places the organism in Eukaryota, Viridiplantae, Streptophyta, Magnoliopsida, Gentianales, Rubiaceae. Bases 94 to 594 code for a protein of 166 amino acids. The record is from RefSeq and is a predicted model, not a curated record.